Messenger RNA from Andrographis paniculata, 3156 nucleotides. Its product is annotated as chaperone protein ClpB1. NCBI's taxonomy places the organism in Eukaryota, Viridiplantae, Streptophyta, Magnoliopsida, Lamiales, Acanthaceae. The transcript has 7 exons. Gene Ontology annotation, molecular function: ATP binding; ATP hydrolysis activity. The record is from RefSeq and is a predicted model, not a curated record. Gene Ontology annotation, biological process: cellular response to heat. Gene Ontology annotation, cellular component: cytoplasm. The coding region runs from base 230 to 2968 and encodes 912 amino acids.
CCUUCGAAAAUUCCAGAUUUCUCUUUCGGUUCAUGAAAAAGCAAGGUUCUUGGCGAUUCGCUUCAUUGCAUUUCAGACGCAAAUUCGACGCACGAUCUCAUUCCGAAGAAUUCAAGAGCUCGCAACACAUCAUAUUAUCGUGGUUUUCUUCUUUAGGCGUUGUAUUUUGGUCGGAGAUUUUACGGUUUUCGUUUCAACGGGAUUACGAAGGUAAGAUUCAAAUUGAACAAUGAAUCCUGAAAAGUUCACCCACAAGACCAAUGAGGCUCUGGCCGGGGGUCAUGAACUGGCUAUGAACGCCGGCCACGCUCAGUUUACUCCUCUUCACAUUGCAGCAGCUUUAAUCGCCGAUCCCCAUGGUAUCUUCCGUCAGGCAAUCGUCGGCGCCGGAGGGGGUGACGACGCUGCAAAAUCGGUGGAGAGAGUAAUCAAUCAGGCGAUGAAGAAACUGCCUUCCCAAUCACCUCCCCCUGAUGAAAUACCCGCCAGCACUACUCUAAUCAAAGUGAUCCGUCGAGCACAGUCUUUGCAGAAAUCACGCGGUGACACACAUUUGGCUGUCGAUCAAUUGAUUCUAGGACUGCUGGAGGAUUCACAGAUUCAAGAGCUAUUGAAGGAGGCCGGCGUGACUGUUACCAAGGUGAAGGCUGAAGUUGAUAAGCUGCGGGGGAAGGAAGGGAAGAAGGUAGAGAGUGCAUCAGGGGAUUCAAAUUUCCAGGCUUUAAAGACGUACGGUAGAGAUCUUGUUGAGCAGGCUGGGAAGCUCGAUCCUGUGAUCGGUAGGGACGAAGAAAUUCGAAGGGUAGUAAGGAUCCUUUCAAGGAGGACUAAGAACAAUCCUGUCCUGAUUGGAGAGCCUGGUGUGGGUAAAACUGCUGUGGUUGAAGGAUUAGCUCAGAGGAUUGUUAGUGGUGAUGUUCCGAGUAAUCUCGCUGACGUGAGGCUUAUAGCAUUGGACAUGGGUGCAUUGAUCGCCGGAGCUAAAUACAGAGGAGAAUUCGAGGAGAGAUUGAAGUCUGUUCUUAAAGAAGUUGAAGAGGCUGAAGGGAAAGUGAUAUUAUUCAUUGAUGAAAUUCAUCUUGUUCUUGGCGCCGGACGGACUGAGGGAUCGAUGGAUGCAGCCAAUCUCUUCAAACCAAUGCUUGCGAGGGGUCAGUUGAGGUGUAUAGGCGCAACUACACUUGAAGAGUACAGGAAAUACGUCGAAAAAGAUGCUGCAUUCGAGCGACGUUUCCAGCAGGUUUAUGUUGCCGAGCCUAGCGUCCCGGAUACGAUCAGCAUUCUCAGAGGUUUGAAGGAGAAAUACGAAGGGCAUCAUGGUGUCAAGAUUCAGGAUCGUGCCCUUGUCGUUGCGGCUCAAUUAUCUGCUCGUUACAUUACUGGGAGGCAUUUACCUGACAAGGCAAUCGAUCUUGUUGACGAGGCAUGUGCCAAUGUGAGAGUACAGCUCGACAGCCAGCCGGAAGUUAUUGAUAAUUUGGAGAGGAAGCGGAUCCAAUUGGAGGUCGAGCUUCAUGCCCUUGAGAAGGAGAAGGACAAAGCUAGUAAGGCUCGGCUCGUUGAAGUCCGAAAGGAACUUGAUGAUCUGAGAGACAAACUGCAGCCGCUGAAGAUGAGAUACAGUAAGGAGAAAGAAAGAAUCGAUGAGCUCCGAAGGCUGAAACAGAGGAGGGAUGAGCUCAUGUAUGCCUUGCAGGAAGCUGAGCGACGAUAUGAUCUUGCAAGAGCUGCAGACUUGAAAUAUGGUGCGAUACAGGAAGUCGAGAGCGCCAUAGCCAAGCUCGAAGCUACUUCGACUGAGAGUGGGAUGCUGACAGAAACUGUCGGACCGGAUCAAAUUGCAGAAGUCGUGAGCCGUUGGACCGGAAUACCCGUCACACGGCUUGGCCAAAACGACAAGGAGAGACUAAUUGGCCUCGCUGAUAGGCUGCACCAAAGGGUUGUCGGGCAGGAUCAAGCAGUUACUGCUGUUGCGGAGGCUGUGUUGAGGUCGAGAGCUGGUCUUGGAAGACCUCAGCAGCCGACGGGAUCGUUCCUUUUCCUGGGACCGACUGGUGUCGGCAAGACAGAGCUCGCCAAGGCCCUGGCUGAGCAACUUUUUGACGACGAUAGCUUGAUGGUGAGGAUCGACAUGUCCGAAUACAUGGAGCAACACUCUGUUGCUCGACUGAUCGGCGCCCCACCGGGUUAUGUCGGACAUGAAGAAGGCGGACAACUUACCGAAGCUGUGCGCAGGCGGCCGUACAGCGUCAUCCUCUUCGACGAAGUUGAGAAGGCCCAUCCAACGGUAUUCAACACUUUGCUCCAAGUUUUGGAUGACGGAAGGCUGACUGACGGCCAAGGCCGGACUGUCGACUUCACGAACACCGUCAUUAUCAUGACAUCGAACCUUGGCGCUGAGCAUCUGUUGAGGGGAUUAGUCGGGAAGUCCUCCAUGCAGAGCGCCCGGGAAAUGGUGAUGCAGGAGGUGAGGCAGCAUUUCAAACCCGAGCUCCUCAACCGUCUAGACGAGAUAGUCGUGUUCGAUCCUCUCUCGCACGACCAGCUGCAGAGAGUCUGCCGCCUACAGUUGAAAGACGUGGCGAGCCGUCUGGCGGAGAGGGGUAUCGCGCUGGGCGUAACCGAGGCAGCCACCGACGUCAUAUUAGCUGAAAGCUAUGAUCCGGUGUACGGUGCGCGUCCGAUAAGGCGAUGGCUGGAGAAACGGGUGGUGACAGAGCUGUCGAAGAUGCUUAUAAGGGAGGAGAUCGACGAGAACUCGACCGUGUUCAUUGAUGCAUCGUCGGAUGGGAAGGAUUUGACGUAUAGGGUCGAGAAAAAUGGAGGGCUGGUGAAUGCUGCCACCGGGGAGAAGUCAGAUAUCUUGAUUCAGCUGCCGAACGGCGCUGCUCGUCCGGACGCCGCCCAGGCGGUGAAGCGGAUGAAGAUUGAAGAGAUCGACGACGACGAAGAUGAGAUGGAUGAGUAAACAGGCUGCUGAAAUAUAUAUAUAUAUAUAUAUAUAUGGAGUUCGAUGUUUGUUGGUUUUUUGUGCUUAAUGCUCUCGAUGGCGUUGUAGUGUUUUUGCUUUUGUAUCUGAACAACUGUUUAAUGUAAUCGGAAGGCCGUUUUCGGGGCCUUGUUCUUUACAAAUUGCAAAUUGCUCUCCCAUCUCUU